This is a messenger RNA of Chinchilla lanigera (long-tailed chinchilla), 1460 nucleotides long. It is a transcript of the gene Sh2d6, whose product is annotated as SH2 domain containing 6. NCBI's taxonomy places the organism in Eukaryota, Metazoa, Chordata, Mammalia, Rodentia, Chinchillidae. Gene Ontology annotation, cellular component: cytoplasm. Bases 34 to 1110 code for a protein of 358 amino acids. Gene Ontology annotation, biological process: intracellular signal transduction; cell surface receptor protein tyrosine kinase signaling pathway. The transcript has 16 exons. The record is from RefSeq and is a predicted model, not a curated record.
CCCUCUGGAGAGGCAGAGCUCUUCUCCCGUGCCAUGGACAAGCUCAGCAGAAACAAGCCCCGGUUGGGGCCCCCGGUCCCACCCCCCAGAUGCAAGGCUGCCCCAGCUUGGAGAGACGAUGCCCCCAGCCCAUCUCCUCUGCCUGCCCCAGAGACCUGGCAGCACAAGCCUCCCUUCCUGAAGGCCCAGCAGAAAGAAGCGGAAGAGGAUAAGUACGAGCUGCCUCCCUGUGAGGCUCUGCCCCGCGGUCUGGCCCCUGCGCACCUUCCUGGCGUGGAAGAGGCCUCCUUGUACCUGGAUCACUCGAGCCUCAUGGGCCCCCCAUCCCCCGGGCCUCAGCCCACCAAGGGGAGAGGCCUCCUCACAAGUCCUACCUUUCCCACCGGCCCCACCCCGGGCCACCACUUCCCGCUGAAGGCACCAGUGCCCCCACAUGUGGCCAUGAAGCAGGGCUCCAACUUCGGCAGGCGAGAGUGGCGCGCACCCUCUGGAGUGGUGCCAGGCCCUGCCAAGAGCCCCGAUGAGAACAUCUACCUGCAGUGUGAACCCGACCCAGCUCCUACUUUGGCUUGGACUCUGAGCUCCCAAGCUCUGAUGCCCCCAGCCCCUCUGCCGAGGACCUCUGCGGUGCCCAGGUCUACUGUAGCUCCCGCAGAAGCUCGGAAUGGAGCGGCAGAUGCCACCUCUAAAGCCGGAAGGAGAUUGUCUCUUCACUCCAAAGCCUCUAUCGGGAACUCCUCAGUCACGGAGGACUGUGGCCUGCUGGGUCAGCCGUGGUACUCGGGGAACUGUGACCGGCACGCUGUUGAGACGGCCUUGCUCCGCUUCCAAAAGGACGGGGCCUACACGGUGCGGCCCAGCUCGGGGCCUUACGGCUCCCAGCCCUUUACCCUGGCCGUGCUCCUGCGAGGCCGGGUCUUCAACAUCCCCAUCCGGCAGCUGGAUGGCGGGCGCCACUACGCCCUGGGCCGGGAGGGCAAGCACCGUGAGGAGCUCUUCUCCUCCGUGGCCGCCAUGAUCCAGCACCAUGCGAAGCACGCUCUGCUGCUGGUGGACAGACAUGGUGGCAGCUGGGGAUUCACCUGUCUGCUCUUCCCCACCAAGCCCUGAGGCCACAGCAACGGUACUGCACCACUGUCCCCAGAGGACAGCGCCAGGAAGGACUGCCCAGAGAGGGGCACCCCUGGACCCCUGCUGCAGGCUCACACAGUGGCUGACAGCGCCCCUUCUGGCUCCAUCUCCUAGGCCAAGGACCCAGUGCCAGCCCCCCUAAUGGCAGCACCCACCCAGAGAAGUUGGCUCCCUGCCGGGAGCCAACAUACCCCAAAGCCGACAGGGUAUGCCACCAGCCCUUUGUGCAGCAAAGGGAAUCCCUUACCUUUUCCUGGUGCUUAGCAUGCUCUGGGAGGCCUAGUUUGCCCUGCACAUAGUACGCGCUCAAUAAACAUUUGUUGAAUGAA